CUUCCGGAUCUACGACUGGCCGUAAUUACCUUGAUGUGGUGAAAUCACUUGCAGGAGCUGAUUCAAAUCAACCAGCCUGGAAAGCGGCUUUGAGGUGGUUAAGGAGUACUCUCAAUACCUUGUGCACACUGAAUACUUACCUUGCCUACUUACCAUUCCAGUAA
Messenger RNA from Trichobilharzia szidati, 164 nucleotides. NCBI's taxonomy places the organism in Eukaryota, Metazoa, Platyhelminthes, Trematoda, Strigeidida, Schistosomatidae. The record is from the annotation of a GenBank genome assembly.